UUUCUUCAUUCUGCCUGCAUCUCCUCGCCGGUGUGUGGUAACCCUACACGUUACUCAUUUUUUGAUUGUUCCAAUCAAACAACACUUUAGGAAAUGAGUGGGGACCAGAUCGACUGUGGCUCUCGUUUCAAUGACUCUCACAAGCAUAAAGACAAGUACAAAGAGAAGGAACACAAACAUAAGGACCACAAGAAGGAUAAGGAAAGGGAGAAAUCAAAGCAUGGCAACAGCGAUCACAAGGAGUCCGCUGACAAAAAACACAGAGACAAGGAGAAGGAGAAGAUGAAGCAGAAAGAUGGCAGCGCAGACAAAUACAAGGACAAGCACAAGGAGAAGAAGAUGAAGCCCCUUGAUGGUAAAGUCAAAAAGGAGAAUGGCUUUGCCAGCCCUCCACCACAAGUGAAGUCUGAGCCUGAGGAUAAUUUUUACCACUCUCCUAAACUAGAGAAGUCUCUAAAACGAGAACGGGACGACGAGAACGGCUCUGAAUUCAAGGCCAAAAAAGUUAAGAUUGAAAAUGACAAGAAGGUCAAGAAAAAGAAACCAGAGGAGGAUAUUAAGCCCAAAAAGACAAAAAACAAAAGGGCAGCUGCUGAUGGAAAAAAGAAAGCAAAGAAAGAGCCAGAGGAGAAGUGGAAAUGGUGGGAGGAGGAGCGAUACACAGACGGCGUCAAAUGGAAGUUUCUGGAACACAAAGGACCCGUUUUUGCACCACCGUACGAGCCUCUUCCUAGUCGAGUCAAAUUUUACUAUGACGGUAAGCACAUGAAGCUAAGCCCAGAGGCAGAGGAGGUGGCCACGUUCUUUGCCAAAAUGCUGGACCACGAGUACACCACAAAGGAUAUCUUCCGCAAAAACUUCUUUAAAGAUUGGAGGACGGAAAUGAAUGCAGAGGAAAAGACUAAGUUGACAGACCUGAAGAAGUGCAACUUCAAUGAGAUGAGCGACUACUUCAAGGCUCAGUCUGAAGCCAGGAAGAACAAGUCAAAGGAUGACAAACUGAAAUUAAAGGAGGAGAAUGAGCGGCUCUUGCAGCUGUACGGCUUCUGCAUCAUGGACAACCACAGGGAACGUAUUGCAAACUUUCGCAUCGAGCCCCCGGGCCUGUUCCGCGGCCGUGGAGACCAUCCCAAGAUGGGAAUGCUCAAACGUCGCAUCAGGCCCAAUGACAUCAUCGUCAACUGCAGCAAGGACUCCAAGCACCCGGAGCCGCCUCCAGGCACUAAGUGGAAAGAGGUUCGACACGACAACAAGGUCACUUGGCUGGUGUCGUGGACGGAGAACAUUCAAGGCUCGAUCAAAUACAUCAUGCUGAACCCCAGCUCAAGGAUCAAGGGAGAGAAGGAUUGGCAGAAGUAUGAAACUGCUCGUCAACUGAAGAAAUGUGUGGACCGCAUCAGAACCCAGUACCGCGAAGACUGGAAGUCUAAAGAGAUGAGGAUCAGACAAAGGGCCGUGGCCCUCUACUUCAUCGACAAGCUGGCACUGAGAGCGGGUAAUGAGAAGGAGGAAGGAGAGACUGCGGACACCGUGGGCUGCUGCUCGCUGAGAGUCGAGCACAUCAAACUCUAUCCAGAGAACGAUGGUCAAGAGUUUGUGGUGGAGUUUGACUUCCUUGGUAAAGACUCCAUUCGCUACUACAACAAAGUCCCUGUGGAGAAACGGGUUUUUAAGAAUCUUCAGUUGUUCAUGGAGAACAAGGAGCCUGAUGAUGACCUGUUUGAUCGCCUGAAUACUUCUGUUCUGAACAAACAUCUUCAGGAGCUGAUGGACGGACUGACGGCCAAAGUCUUCCGUACCUACAACGCCUCGAUCACCCUGCAACAACAGCUGAAGCAGCUCACAAGUGCGGAAGAGAACCUUCCAGCCAAGGUCUUGUCCUACAACAGGGCCAACAGGGCGGUGGCCAUCCUGUGUAACCAUCAGCGGGCUCCACCAAAGACAUUUGAGAAGUCUAUGCAGAACCUGCAGACUAAGAUUGAUGUCAAACGGGGCCAGCUUUCUGAUGCCAAGAGAGAACUGAAGAGCUCAAAGGCUGAUGCCAAAGUACGGAGAGAUGAAAAAUCCAAAAGGACCGUGGAGACGAGGAAGAAGGCGGUUGAGAGGAUAGAAGAUCAACUGAUGAAGCUGGAGGUGCAGGCGACUGAUCGGCAGGAGAACAAGCAGAUUGCUCUCGGCACUUCCAAGCUCAACUAUCUGGACCCUCGCAUCUCUGUGGCUUGGUGUAAGAAGUGGAGCAUUCCCGUGGAGAAGAUCUACAACAAAACCCAGCGGGAGAAGUUUGCCUGGGCCAUCGACAUGGCCGACGACGACUUUGAAUUUUAAAUCCCAGUUUGUGGUUUUAAACUAUGAUACACGUUUUUUUUUAUCGGAUACUUCGUUUUUUAGCUUAACUGAAUUUUGCUCGAUGGCCAGACCUGAUCGGGAAGUUUGAUCAGAAAAACAGCGGCGACGCGGUAAUGCGAGAUAAUGAGGCCAUAAUGACGUGGCAGGAGGGUAUUGUGGGUAGUCUAAACAUCUGAUCUGAGAUCAGGCAUCAAGGCUGAACUAUACCCACAACUGAGCAUCAAGGCAAUGGUCUCAGUAAGUGGAACCUUUUUACCGUUUGUCUCUCCUCGGGGACGAAACUUGACAUUGCCUGAACUUUGAACUCUGUGGUCCUAUCGCUACUGUAUACAGCAAAAAACAAAACAAAAAAAGCUUUGUAACAUUUUAUUUUCUCUGUUCACUUGCUCUGUAUUUUAGCCCUCCCAUGUAUUAUUAUUAAUGAAUUCUAUAUUUUGAUAGACAAAGUUAAAUCAAAUGAAUUCCUUAACUACACCCACGCGCCUUUCGAGGAAACGGAGAUCUUAGCCUGAGUUGUGUGCGUGCGUGUGCGUGUGUGUGUGUGUGAGGGGCUCGGCCAUGGAAUCGAUUGGGUGAAUAUUUUAAACUGGACUAUGUUGAAUUGUUGAGCAUGAAAGAGGAUGUUUUGGCAGGCAAAGGGGGACAAUACUGCAAACCAUGUCAAUAUUUACUUAAGCAAGCAGAAUGUGAAUAUUUAGUUUUACAGCCUCCAUCAGGGACUUCUUUUACGGUGUAAAUGUGAACCAAUCAUUUGUGUCCUUUUUUUUUUUUUUUUUUUUUUUUAAGUCGCAAGCAUCCUCUGAAUCUCUCUGCAUAGCUCUGUCUACAUCUGAUUUUAACUUAAUUUAACAAAUGCUCCCAGAAAAAAACAAACUCCCGUAUCUGUUACUUGAAGAUAAUGCUAUGAUAAUGUAUUUAAAGUCAUUAAAUGGAAAGUGUUUUUCUUCCCAGAAAAAAGGGUAUGUGAGGGAUAUCGACUUUGCCAAAAAAAAAUCACCAAUCUGUUACA
Molecule: messenger RNA, 3355 nt
Organism: Anarrhichthys ocellatus (wolf-eel)
Lineage: Eukaryota; Metazoa; Chordata; Actinopteri; Perciformes; Anarhichadidae
Gene: top1a
Product: DNA topoisomerase Ia
Exons: 21
Coding region: 94-2325 (743 amino acids)
Biological process (GO): chromosome segregation; DNA replication; DNA topological change
Cellular component (GO): nucleolus; chromosome
Molecular function (GO): DNA topoisomerase type I (single strand cut, ATP-independent) activity; DNA binding
Source: RefSeq, a predicted model, not a curated record